GUGCAGCAGGUGGUCCGUGCGCGAUGGAGUCCGCUGUCAGUGGGCGCCUGCUCUGGAGCUGGGACACCGAGUACCCCGCUGACACGGCCGAGUUCUGCCCGCUGCCGCCCUACCGCCACCUGCUGCUCUGCGGCACGUACAAACUGCGGGACGGCCAGCCGCCCGACCAGGCGCCAGAGGCCUGCCGUCGGGACGGCCGCCUGCACCUGCUGGACGCCGCCGCCGGCCGGGAGCUCCAGCGGCUCGACACGGCCGCUCUGCUCGACACCAGGUGGUGCCCGGUGCGGCAGGCCGGCCGGCUGCUGGCCGCCGCUGCCGAUUCGCUGGGCCAGCUG
Pollicipes pollicipes is the source of this 335-nucleotide messenger RNA. RefSeq names its product diphthine methyltransferase. Gene Ontology annotation, biological process: protein histidyl modification to diphthamide. The transcript is spliced from 2 exons. The annotation marks the transcript as partial. The record is from RefSeq and is a predicted model, not a curated record. Gene Ontology annotation, molecular function: diphthine methylesterase activity. NCBI's taxonomy places the organism in Eukaryota, Metazoa, Arthropoda, Thecostraca, Pollicipedomorpha, Pollicipedidae. Gene Ontology annotation, cellular component: cytoplasm.